Candoia aspera is the source of this 1875-nucleotide messenger RNA. It is a transcript of the gene TSPAN5, whose product is annotated as tetraspanin 5. Gene Ontology annotation, cellular component: plasma membrane. The coding region runs from base 72 to 878 and encodes 268 amino acids. The record is from RefSeq and is a predicted model, not a curated record. NCBI's taxonomy places the organism in Eukaryota, Metazoa, Chordata, Lepidosauria, Squamata, Candoiidae. The transcript is spliced from 8 exons.
CCCCGGCCUUCUCUCAGCCCCCUCCCCGGCCAACGCUGCUUGCGAGUCAGCUGUCUUCAUGAGCCCCAAGGAUGUCCGGGAAGCACUAUAAAGGCCCUGAAGUGAGCUGCUGCAUCAAGUAUUUCAUCUUUGGCUUCAACGUCAUCUUCUGGCUCCUGGGCAUAGCAUUUCUUGGAAUAGGACUUUGGGCAUGGAAUGAAAAAGGAGUGCUGUCCAACAUCUCUUCCAUUACUGACCUGGGUGGCUUUGAUCCAGUUUGGCUCUUCCUUGUGGUUGGAGGAGUGAUGUUCAUAUUGGGCUUUGCAGGAUGCAUCGGAGCUCUGCGGGAGAAUACCUUUCUUCUCAAGUUUUUCUCUGUCUUCCUUGGAAUAAUCUUCUUCCUGGAACUUACAGCUGGUGUUCUGGCAUUUGUUUUCAAAGACUGGAUCAAAGACCAGCUGUAUUUCUUUAUCAACAACAAUAUCCGAGCCUACAGAGAUGACAUUGAUUUGCAAAAUCUCAUAGACUUUACCCAAGAAUAUUGGCAGUGCUGUGGGGCCUUUGGAGCCGAUGACUGGAACCUCAACAUUUACUUCAACUGCACAGACUCCAACGCUAGUCGAGAACGGUGUGGAGUACCUUUCUCUUGCUGCACUAAAGAUCCUGCUGAGGAUGUCAUUAAUACUCAGUGUGGUUAUGAUGCCCGACAAAAACCAGAAGUUGAUCAACAGAUAGUUAUUUACACAAAGGGUUGCGUCCCACAGUUUGAGAAAUGGCUGCAGGACAAUUUGACCAUAGUGGCUGGCAUAUUCAUUGGAAUCGCAUUACUGCAGAUAUUUGGAAUAUGCUUGGCUCAAAACUUGGUUAGUGAUAUUGAAGCUGUCCGAGCCAGCUGGUAAAACUUUUAACAUGAGCGACGCAAGACCUUGUGGGUAACCGCAGUUCUUGGAAGGUUCCAUGUGGAUCGCAUGGACUCAAAGCUAUAUGAAAAUGGGGGACAGAGAAGUUUUGAGUUCUCAGCUGAUUAGAACAGCAUCACACCUUUGUUUAUUCCAGAAGGAGCAGGUCCAGCCACCUGGUUGUGGAAUGCUAUUUAAAGCUCCAGUCUAAAAUGUGCUGAGCCAUGAAUCUCUACUGUAUCCUUGACUGAGUAAACUGGAGGAUAUUUCUUUCUUCCGUUUUUGUGUGGCAAAUGGCUUGUGUCAAUGGAACCUCAGGGGAUGCACCCUUUUGUUUUCUGCGUUGCAGCAGCCCCCAGAUGAGGCAGUUUCCUUCUGCCAUUAAAGAAAUUGUAUGUCUUGGAACAGACCAAGAGAGCUAGUGUUUCUUUGGGAAGAAAUCCCAUGAAAGAGGCAACUACUUAUCUACUUCUUGUCUGCUUUGUUUCCUGGCAAGAAAUCAUUACUCUUGAACAGGAAAUUCAAUAUCUGUUACGUUAUGCCCUUAGUCGGACACCGACAGCUUUAAUUGUUUUUAGGCCUCUUGCAAUCUGUAUUUCACUGGACAGGGAAUUGUGUAAUCAGCAAACUUCAGGGAAGACCUACAAAAGAGAUAUUCUUUAUCUGUAUCAGUCACUAGCAAUAUGUAAAUGAAGAAGAGAUGAAGGCAUUCAUGCUGGGGGUUUUGAUGACGAGAUUGAGAAAUGCGAUGAACUUAGAAGCAGAAACAAGCACAGUGUAUUAAAUUUCAUGGAUAAAAUGAAUUCUACAGAAACAAAUAUGUUUGGAAUAGUUUUUGAUAUCUUGUGAUUUACUUCAUGUAGUAGGAUAAAUGUUUAUUUGUCCCAUUAUAACCCUAAGUAUAUCUUCAUAUGCCCUCUUUAUGUAGUUGUUAUAAACUUUUAAAAUUGCUACUCCUUUUGAUUUGCUGGAUAACUGAUUUGAGUGGGCUUCCAGU